AGGCGGUACAUAGAGGGGACGUGAAACAAGUAACGUACUUUCCCAUUUAUGCUUGCAAGCGCUGGCUGUAACAUUUUAUAUUCGUUGAUUGUUUGUGACCCAGUGGCUCUUACAACUUUGGAGUCAACCAAAGCAAGAAUACACUGUCAUUUUUAUCCCCUUGGAGGUUGCCAUGCCCACUGAAGGCGAACCUAUGGAUUUGGUGAAGGUGCUGCACUUGCUGGUGAUGUCCUUCGCCUGGGGUACACAGGUGUGGGUGUCCUUCAUAGGAGGGUUUGUCCUGGUGUUCCAGGUGACGAGGCACACUUUUGGCUUGGUGCAGGGCAAGCUGUUCCCAGUGUACUUCCACUGUCUCCUGGCCAGUAAUUUCGUCAGUCUGGCUGUGUUUGCUGUGUACCACCCCCGUGAGCUGCUGGACUGGCACGAGUCUGUGCAGAUGUGCCUGUACUUCGCGGCGGUGGUUCUGGCCGGACUGAACGCGCAGUGGUUUGGGCCUACCGUGUCUGAAGCCGUGGCCAGCAUGCACGGGGUGGAGCGGGAGCACGGGCUGGGCGGAGACGUGGGGAUGGUCUCCAGGAAGGAGGCCUACGUCAAGCUGCGGGAACAGGACCCCAAGUACAAGGCCUCCGUCACCAACUUCAACCGCUACCACCACCUGUCCCAGCUCUGCAACCUGCUGGGGUUCAUAUGUAGCACGGUCAAUAUGGUCUACGCUGGGCUCCACCUGCAAACCAUUUAAAAAGGGAAGAACAAAGCAUGGUUGUGUCCGAUAUGGCUCACUAUUCACUAAAUGGUAAACUAGAUUGGCCAUCAGCCAUCUUGUUCUAGUGUCCGAAUUCACUGUUUAAUUAGUAAACUAUAUUGUGCUCUAGAUGGGGAUUAGUAAUUAGUGAAUAGUGAGUCAUUUCGGACACAGCCGUUGUCUUUCUCUUUCCUUGUUCCUUGCACUAGAAAUUAAAUGCUUUUUGUUUUGGCUUAUCGUUUAAAGCUUGCACGCUACACUAGGUCUGUAGCUUCAAGAUUUAUUCACCAUUUACUUUAUGGGUGAACACCAGUAAGUGUUUGACAUUGAACCCCAGGGAAAGUUGUUUGGCCAUGUCCAAAAGGGAAAGCUCCAAAUAUAUAAAUGCCUGGCAUGUCUAAACAGAAUUCCCAAGUGAUUCUUUCUUUAAUUAUCUAAGCACUUAAUGUUUAGCGAUUUAAUGAAUGUCUUUUUUUCCACUAUUGCGGGAUGAAGCUUAGCUCCUUUUAUAGAUAUUAAUAUUCAUCACCAUUGGAUAGGCCUUGGAUGAUGAUAAUUGACAACAAUAAGAAUGUUCAUCUUAUUAAUGACAACUAUUUCAAAAAUACCUGAAUCUUACAUUCCCUUUACCGCACAGUUAUUAUAAUUCUAUAUUUUUGUACAAUAAAUGAAGUGUUUUUCCUUUGUUGAA
Conger conger (European conger) is the source of this 1433-nucleotide messenger RNA. It is a transcript of the gene tmem205, whose product is annotated as transmembrane protein 205. Lineage: Eukaryota; Metazoa; Chordata; Actinopteri; Anguilliformes; Congridae. The coding region runs from base 173 to 739 and encodes 188 amino acids. The record is from RefSeq and is a predicted model, not a curated record. The transcript has 4 exons.